AAUCCCUAAACAUACCCUACAUUCAAAUUUCCCUCUCAAAACCCUGAAAAAUCCUUCUUAAAUGACUCUGCUUGGGCGUUCGGACCGUCCGAUCUCCGCAAGAGGCGGAGAUCCCGCCUAUGUUGCGAUGGUCCCAUGCGGACCGGCUGGACCGGUCUAACAUAUUUCCCUUAGUGUUACUUGCGAACUCAAGUAUUUCCUAUCACAUACAAAUUAGGCUGAAGAUUUACAUCUGUUUAUUUCUUAAGGAACUUCGGCAAGGUAGAGCAAAGUUAGUUGAAUAAUAAGUAGACAUGGAAUGAGUAAAUUUCCUUUUAAGCAUCCAAUGUAGGUUACUCAUUGAGCACUGUAUGGCCACAAGAUGUUCAUCUGCGAAAAAAUAUACUAAAAUGCUAGCUUAAUAGACUUUUCAGAACUUAUCACUUGAUUGCAGACCGAAGGUUGACAUACAUGUAUAUUUCUGCAACUUAAACUGAGGAUCCUUUGAUAUAAGUAUUACAAACUUCCCAGUAUCCAUAGUUUCAAUUAAUGAAGUCUCUUUUGGUAAGCUAAAUAAUUUUUUUUGUUCUUGUGGGUGAGUAGUUGGCUUGCCGCAUGAAGCAUCAAUAGUAAAAAGUUAUGCAACUCAUCUUGGUCUGUUGAUUGAGAGCUUUGGCUACCAACCAAGAGGUUUUGGGUUCAAGUCUUGCGUAUGUGAUGUGUGUGAGUUUGUCUUAAUUGGCCUAAAUAUUAAAAAAAAAAAGUAAAAUGUUAAGCCAUAGUAAUGUUUGUCAAUUGUAUUACAAGGGGAUGGUCAGUUUGCACUCGAAUCUCAAUAGGUGUAACAGAUCUCUUAUUCUCAUUUUGAUUCUUUAUUGGGAUGUCCAGCUAUUGAUUAGAUGUGGGUACAUCUUUUUUAUUUCUAUUUAAUCUUAGGCUCCUUGUAUUUCAUUUUCAAGCUUUCUAAUGUUUGUGCUUUCAUGUUCUUUAGGGAUAUUUUCAACCUUGUAGGCUGUCUCCUGGAGCCUGCUACUUUGAAGACCCAAUUUUACAUGGCAUUGUUGUACACGGCAACAACAGCAAUCUUGACUGCACAAAUAGUAUACUACGGUCAUAUUUGCCAUCGACUGGAAGCAAAUAAAGCUUGUAAACCGGAGAAGAUUGACGAGCUUGAGUACAAAGCAAAAGAGAGUUUGGUAGGGAAGAACAGCGAUGAGAGGGGAAAAUCUUAG
This is a messenger RNA of Dendrobium catenatum, 1211 nucleotides long. RefSeq lists its product as uncharacterized. The transcript has 4 exons. The coding region runs from base 879 to 1211 and encodes 110 amino acids. The record is from RefSeq and is a predicted model, not a curated record. Lineage: Eukaryota; Viridiplantae; Streptophyta; Magnoliopsida; Asparagales; Orchidaceae.